Molecule: messenger RNA, 6490 nt
Organism: Corythoichthys intestinalis (scribbled pipefish)
Lineage: Eukaryota; Metazoa; Chordata; Actinopteri; Syngnathiformes; Syngnathidae
Product: protein phosphatase 1 regulatory subunit 3B-like
Exons: 3
Coding region: 4407-5087 (226 amino acids)
Biological process (GO): regulation of glycogen biosynthetic process
Cellular component (GO): protein phosphatase type 1 complex
Molecular function (GO): protein phosphatase 1 binding; glycogen binding
Source: RefSeq, a predicted model, not a curated record
AUUGAUGCUAAUGUACUUGGAUUUCAUUGACGGCCAUGGACGUCCAAAUUUUUUCCCAUUCAUUUUCAAUGGGUAAAAAAAAAAAAAAUGUCCCCAAAUCAACAGGAAAUGACCAGAUAUCAAAAGGACGUGUCCCCCAGAUGUCGCCGAAUCCAUUGACGCUUAUGGAGGGUGCUGCCAUUGACAUCCAUGGACGUCCAAAUUGUCUCCCAUUCAUUUUCAAUGGGUAAAAAAAAAAGAUGUCCCCAAAUCAACAGGAAAUGACCAGAUAUUAAUAGGACGUGUCCCCCCAAUUGUCCCCGAAUCCAUGGACGUCCAAACUUCCCAUUCAUUUCCAAUGGCAUUUAAUCAUGUUUUUUUAUUCUAUUGAUGCUAAUGUACUUGGAUUCCAUUGACGCCUAUGUAAAUCGAUACCAAUGAUGUCCAUGGACGUCCAAAAUUUUUCCCAUUCAUUUUCAAAGGCAAAAAAAAAAAAUGUCCCUAGAUCAACAGGAAAUGACCAGAUAUCAGUACGACAUGUCCCACAAAUGUCCCCGAUUCCAUUGACGCUUAUGGAGGGUGCUGCCAUUGACAUCCAUGGAUGUCUAUAUUUUUUCCCAUUCAUUUUCAAUGGGUAAAAAAAAAAGUCCCAAAUCAACAGGGAAUGACCAGAUAUUAAUAGGACGUGUCCCCCCAAUUGUCGCCGAAUUCAUGGACGUCCAAACUUUCCAUUCAUUUCCAAUGGCAUUUAAUCAUGUUUUUUCAUUCUAUUGAUGCUAAUGUACUUGGAUUCCAUUGACGUCCAAAAAUGUUCCCAUUCAUUUUCAAAGGCAAAAAAAAACAAUUUCCCCAGAUCAACAGGAAAUGACCAGAUAUCAAUACGACAUGUCCCACAAAUGUCCCCGAUUCCAUUGAUGCAUAUGGAAGGUGCUGCCAUAGACGUCCAAAUUUUUUCCCAUUCAUUUUGAAUGGCAAAAAAAAAUGUCCCCAAAUCAACAGGAACUCACCUGAUACUGUCCCCGAAAUGUCACCAAGCCAACCUGGGCGGGGUUAAGAUCUGUAUCACCACAGAGCAAAGACCCAGUCUUUAGUAAUUUCUCCAGAGUAAUUUCUCCAGAAAUUGCAAUUUCUAGUUAUUAUUAGUUGUUGCAGCCUUUUUAAGAAGCUAGUUUAAACAGAUGUUUGAAAAUUGGCAAAAAUGUGAAUUGUUUCCAGUAAAAGCAGAUUUUCAUGUCCUACUUUGACUUAACAAAAAUAUAAAGAAAUCUGAUAAUGGAGUACUUAAAUAGCACAUUUAUCUACAUUGUUAAAUUGCCCAAUGCGCUUUACAUUAGCACACAUUUACCCUUUCACACACACCAAUUAUGCUGCUACCAUGCAAGACGCUGUCAACCCAUUAGGGGCAAAUUAGGGUUCAGGGCCUUGCCCAAGAGCAAAUCAACAGUGGGCAGUCAUAGCCGGGAAUCGAACCGCUGACCCUUCGGUCCCAAGAUAGCUGAGCUACCAACUGCGACACAGCCACAUAUCUAUGUAUAGUUUCAAGAAUUUAGACAAGUUUAAGGUGAAGAAGGUCCUAAACGAUUAAUUGGUUAUCAAAAUAGUGGUCGAUUAAUCUGCUAAUUGAUUAGUUUUCGGAUGAGCACAGUAAGCCACUGAGUAUUGCCCCUAAGCCCAUAGUCAGAGGUUGACUUUUGUGGCAGUGGGGCAAAACAUGUUGAUGACCCCCAAAUACGGUGUUAGCAAUAAAAUGAACUUACAAGAUAUAUGCUCGGUCAGUAGCUUGGCCCGUGCUCGUAAAUACAGGCAUCCCAGUUAUGCAUGUGUGGGUGUGGGUGCAUGUGUGAGCGUGUGCAUUUUCUGUGGAGGAGCAGACGCCGAUGUUUGCAUUCCGCGGAGAUAUGCAGUUUUUCCAGUCAUUCACAACCUUGAAUAUGGUGGCUCUAUUGUACAAUUAGCAUCUUUAGUGGACAAUCUGAAACUCAGCUCACGAUUUUGAGGUGCUCUCCGGCGUUUCAUGGUCCACAUCUUCAAUUCUUAAUUCUCGCUCAGUAGUUGAUGCUUUUGAAAGCUUAGGUUAGAAAAAAACUACGUCCUAGGUAGCAGACCGACGUUGAAAAGAUGUUGGAUCAACAUUCCGCUGUCGAUCUUAUAUCGUUGCAGCUUCAAUUAAUGUUGUUUCAACGUUAAAAUCCUUACAAAACCUGAACGUCAUUUCGAUUAGUAUUAACAAUGGAAAAACGCUGAAUCAAUGUUGUUUUCGACCAAACGCCCGCUCAUCCAUAAUUCAAUGACUUUUCAAUCAUAUUUCCUGGUCAAUCAUAAAUCAUAAAAAUGUGACAGUGCCAGUGAAAGCCUUGUGUCUGAGUUGCCUGAUGAGGCCCCUUCACUUGCUCUACACCCCCCCCCCCCCCCACGUGACUCAAAGUGAGCGGCGAUUUGGCUUUUUUUUUAAUUGGCAUAUAUCCAAAAUGAAGAGAAGUUCUCCUUCUGGAAGCGACAAAAGAAAGAAAAAAAAAAAGAAGAGGAGAAAAGGAAGCAAGACAGUGGUGAGUGCACUAAGUUACUAUAGUUUUAUGUCCUCAUGUAGUAGAGCCGGGCACUUUGAGUGUCCUAAAAAGCGCUCUAAUGGACCAAGGCGUUAUUAUUUGGGCUGUCAAAUUUAUCGUGUUAACGGGCGGUAAUUAUAUUUUUAAAUUAAUCACGUUAAAAUAUUUAACACAUGCGCGGGUCGACCCACUCAUGCAUUGCCGCAAACAGACUACAAUGGUGCCAUUUUAUGUAUAUUUAGAGCUAAGAGGCAGAGACAAGCGAGAGGAGUGGCCUCAGUCAUUCAUUAGGGCCGUGCUAUUUAUUGGCAUAAGCUUUGCCAUCUCUUCAACAGCAAUUAUUACUAUAGUGGCGUGCGACGUGGGGUAGAUUGACAGGAGAUAAUGUUUUUCUUAAUACCCUGUAUUGAACACAACGCAGAGAACAUAUACCAGUUGCAACCACCACUGACAGUCAUGGUUACCCAACUUCCCAUCAUGCAUUUGGCCGGAACAGUUAAGUUGCAACAGUAAAGCACAACAAAAAUAAUAUUCCUGGCUUUCUCUCAAAAAAAAAAAUUCACAACAUUAAAAGCGCUCAAUGCAAAGAGAACUGGCAUUCCCAAUCAAAAUAGCUAUGCAAAAUAAUACUCAAACUUUGGUCAGACUCUAUUCAAACAUUUCGUUUAGCUCAACAAAUAGACAAUGGCAAUAUUUAGUCACAAUAUACAAACUAUCAGAGGUCUCGUACAUUGUGACGUCAACACUCAAAUGAACGUAAGGAACAAUGAACCCGGAAACUACGGCGUCAGUCAAGGGGCAAAAUGCACUAGAAAAACUUGGCUAGAUCUCCAAUUAAUUUAAAACUCGCCCUUGACACCUUGUGGUGUAUUUCAAUCACUACCUUCCACAAUAGCGAGCUAUUAGUUUAUUUUUUGAUUGAAUAUUUUACAAAUUUUAUUGAAAUGAAAACAUGCAGAGGGGUUUUAAUAUAAAAUUACUAUAACUUGUACUCACAUUUAUCUUAUAAGAAUUACAAGUCUUUCUAUCCAUGGAUCCCUUUCACAGAAAGAAUGUUAAUAAUGUUAAUGCCAUCUUGUGGAUUUAUCGUUAUAAUAAACAAAUACAGUACUUAUGUACAGUAUGUUAAAUGUAUAUAUCCGUCUUGUCUUAUCUUUCCAGUCCAACAAUAAUUUACAGAAAAAUAUGGCAUAUUUUAUUCAUUUUUUUUCAUUUGACAGCCCUAGUUAUUAUACUUUUAUUAAAUAUGCUAUUGCUCCGAGUCCAACUGUCCCCCUUACUUGGACACGCUCGAAGGGCCCCAUGUUGCUUGUUGCCUGGGGUCCCCGGGGACCCUUGCUACGCCUCUGAGCCCGCCUACUGCCCAUAGUUAGCUUGGAUUGGCUCCAGCACCCUGGUGACCCUGGUGAGGAUAAGCGGCUCGGGAAAUGAAUGAAUAGAUAAAAAAAAUGAUCUUUUCAUUUAUAUUUUAGGCGCAUUUAAUCCUAAAUUCAAGUACUGUAAACCGCCGAGCGUCUCCCCUACCAAGAUGGCCGCCAAGUACUCAAUAGUACUGUAUUCAUUUCAGUCUCUGUGUAUUUUGGAAGAGCUGAAAAUGGAAGUAGGGCGUGACCCCAAAGCCCCCCUUUGACCCGGGCCUGACCCCUUGAGGACACAGGUGGCGCAACGUCACGAUCACUCGUUCACGCCUUCUUCUGAUUGGUCGAUGAGCUCUGUUCACGUGGAGGACGAGUGGCGGCGGCAGCCGUCGAAGGUGCUCGAAGGCGACUAUUACAUCGGUUGAACGUCGGCUGGCGGGGAGCGUCACCUUGUCGUCGCUCAGGAUGGUCCAAUCUCCGUCAGAACUCCUAGUCAAAUUGGAUUGGAUUUCUAUCACUGUUGAUGGCAGCAAGGCCCCCCCAUGCUAAGCUAAGACGCCAGGCGAGUGUCGAGAUGCCGACGGACAUGGCGCCGUCCCUCUUCCUGUCGCAGGAAGACUUUGCGCACCUGGGUUGUGGACGUAGUCCCGCCCCCCAGAAAACCAAGAAGCAGGUGACCUUCGCCGACCACCUGGGCCUUCCCCUUGCCAGGGUCAAGGUCUUCUCCCGAUUCAAGGACGUCAUCCGCAUCCCCGCCGGUGUUGACCGGCCGGCCCCGGUCUUCCCCCCGCCGGCGUCUGACGACGGGACGUGCGUGCGGCUGGAGACGUGCGUGCUGAUGGAGCAGACGUUGGCGGGCACCGUCAAGGUCAAGAACUUGUCCUACGAGAAGCGCGUGGCGCUGCGCGUCACCUUCGACGCGUGGGAGAGUCAUUCGGACGUGGACUGCGAGUACGCGGGCAGCGACGGCAACUCCUUUGACACCUUUGCCUUUAGACUGGUCCUGCCAGCGGGCCGGCGGCCUGAGUUCGCUGUCCGCUACCGGGUGGCCGGCACCGAGUACUGGGACAGCAACCGCGGACGCAACUACCGCCCGGUCCCGGCCGUGGACGAGGGGUACCCGCGGCGGGACCGGGACCCGGGGGAGCUGACGCCUGAGUGGCCCGCCUACGCCGGCUACGAGAACGUCGGACCCUACUACUGACUGAAUGGUUUCCGUCCGAAUAAAGACAAAAUGUGUGUCGAUGAGGCCGCUAUUCUCAUGCCUUUGAUUGGAUGCGAACAAUUGACUGUCACAAGACUGAGGGGUUUCCUUUUACAGUAAGGCUUUUCCACCACCGAACCCCAAAAAUGUUUAUUUUCCUCAAAAAAAGAACAUGUACAGUAAGGCUUUUUUUUUUAACAAAACAUCCAUGUAUUAUAAGACGUUUAUUUUUCUAUGUCCACAAAUAGCCCUGUAUCGUCAACAACCGCCCCCUCCUUAAAAACGGGUUAGGGUUGGUCUCAUAGUCCAUAUUUGUAGUCAAUUUGUAGUUUAUGUAGAAGUAUGCAUAGGUUUGUUGAGUGUGCAUAUUUGUAGUUGAUCAAGUAGCAUGUAUGCAGCUACAGUUUCAUUGUAGUCAAUUUGUAGUUUUUUAUGUGGUGCUGCGAAGAAAGUCAUCUCUCUUGGAGCGUCCUGACGCCUGCCCCAACCUCCGGUUCUUCCCUGGCCGCCAACAAUGCGCCUUUUUCUGAUUUCCCACCUCCUUGUUCUUAUGCUGCCUGCUGCUGCUGCUCCUUUUCCCCAGGCAACGACUCCUCUUGCGAGUCCUGAUCCGUUUUUUUUUUUUUUUAGUUCGGGCGGCGGAUUCUCAUUAAGAGAGGCGACCAGAGCGGCCAUGAUAUCCCUUUUCUCACCUUCACAGCGCCCUUUUCUCUCCUCAAAACGACUCACUCACUAGUCAAGCCCGGUAGUUUUUUUUUAAAAGUCUGUCAAGUUCAAACCACAAUCCUUGGGUAGACAUUUAUAAUAUUACCAGAAAUAAGGACAGAAGGCACUCAGUUUUUGUUUUCUUGCGCAAGGAGAACAGGAGGGACUAGACAGUGAAAUGCUAGAUUACACUAUACGGUCACCAAAGUUGUUCUAAACUAAACCCUCCUGCACCCUUUCUUUUUAUUUAGAGGUUGGCCCUAGCAACAGAUGGGUGUCUCCCUUAAAGGGAAGGGAAAGCAAGCUGGAGACACCCCUUGGACUUGUUUGUAUGUGUGUGCUGACUAUGUGUGUGUGCAUUUAGGUUUACGUACAUAUGUGCUAAUACAUUUCAUGAUGCAAUGGCGUCUAAGUAAAAACGGCACAUCAUCCUUGAUUUCUUAAAUGUACCAGACAGUCUAAUUUGCUAAUGUCUGCUUGUCCUGGAAGAUGACCUGUGGAACUCAGACCGGCCUAAACCGGUCUAAAAGGCAAGGCAGUUUUCAUCAUGCGUUACACAUCUCUGGCGUAAUCAAACACUGUAAUAUUACUUCAAACAUUUCCUAUUCUAGCAAGAAUAUAUCAUUAACUAUGAUUAUAUUGGUUAAAUGAACUGAAAUCAAAUGAUUAUAUUGGUUAUAUAUGAGCACAAGCAAUUA